UGGCAGGCGCCGGAGAACCGGCAAGGGAGGAGUGUCCAGCUCCGGGCCGAGCCGCGGCCUCUGCCCCUGAGCCUAGGGGAGCUCGCUCCUCAUCGGCCUUGGUUUUUAUUCGAGUCCGCCCCUCUGGGUCAAGUGGGGCCUCCGGGAAAAGGACCCGUUUGUUUUCGGCCCCACCCCCUCCCAAAAUGGCAGCCUCCAGUCGAGCACAAGUGUUAGAUCUGUACCGGGUGAUGCUGCGAGAGAGCCGCAAGUUCACCUCCUACAAUUACAGAACUUAUGCCAUUAGAAGGAUAAGAGAAGCCUUCAGAGAAAAUAAGAACGUAAAGGAUUCUGCACAAAUACAAAUGCUAGUGAAUAAAGCCAAAAGAAACCUAGACAUAAUUCGACGACAGACCCUCAUUAAUGAAAUGUAUUCCACUGAUAAGCUUGUUAUUGAGAAUCUGAAGAUGCCCAGGACCUAAUCAAGUUGUGUGCCUCUAGCAGCAGCCAUGGACCAUCAGCAGCAGUCUGUGCCUCAGGACAUCUCCCAGCAUGCUUUCUUUUGCCUCUUACAUCACCUUUAAAAAGGCCUUGUUCUCUGCCAAUAGAAGCUGAAAAACUGAAAAAUGUUUCCAGUCUUUUGCUGCCUUAGCGGUAGAUGACAAUUCCUAAAGUUCAUGUGCUAGUCAGUAUAACUGGAGCUCAAUGAAAACAGUCUGUCUGUUAUAUAUUUUUCACUUUCAUGUUGUAGUUCAUCAUUUCGUAUGGAGAAUAUUUCAAAACUGUGUUUCUUGGUUCUUUUAACAAUAAAAAAAAGUAUGUAAGAUGUGGCCUCGUUUUUCUUACAGCGCUUUCUACCCCAGAUGAAUUUAUCACAGUCUCACUUAGAAAUUUAAUUAUGCCUACACCCAGUUACAUUCUACUUUUUGACUACUGGUCUCUAAAAAUCUCUUAAGACCUUAAAGUUUCAUACUAACAGAAUUCCUCCAUGUCAUAGGCCUGGCUUGGGGAUACUGCCAACUUAAUGGGAAGGUCAAGUCCAAGAACAGAUGAGAUGAGGGACCUGGCAUAGUGAAAACACACCAAAGGUACUAUCACCAUUAAUGAAAUCCCCCAGUAGAAGAGAAGGAGCUCCCAAUGUAGAGUCCAGAGACCUGGGUUAAAGUCCUAGAUCUGACCCUUACUGUCGGUGUCCCAUGGGGCCAUCAUUGUCAACCUUAAAGUGCUAUAAGAAUGCAAGUGAUUACUAUUAUUUCUGGGUCCCCUACCACAAAUGCUGAGGUGCUGGAAGGAUUUGCAGGAUAUACUUCUUUAGAAAACAUUGUCAUUGAAAUACAGCAGAAAGAAGGCUAGAAGAGGCGGUAAAAAAUGGGAAUCUGAUUAGACAGUAUAAAAUAUCUGAGAGUGUACCUGCCAAAACAGACACAGGAACUAUACGAAUAUAAACAUUAAACACCUUUUAUACAAUAAAGUUAGAUCUAAAGAAUUGAAAUAAUAUUUAUUGUUCAUGGGAAGGUAAAGCCAAUGUAAUUUUUAAAAAUGACAAUUUUAUAUAGCUAAUCUAUUUAAGUAAUGCCAUACCAAUUA
Messenger RNA from Trichosurus vulpecula (common brushtail), 1566 nucleotides. RefSeq names its product LYR motif containing 4 (gene LYRM4). Gene Ontology annotation, cellular component: L-cysteine desulfurase complex; mitochondrion. NCBI's taxonomy places the organism in Eukaryota, Metazoa, Chordata, Mammalia, Diprotodontia, Phalangeridae. The coding region runs from base 186 to 461 and encodes 91 amino acids. The record is from RefSeq and is a predicted model, not a curated record. The transcript has 3 exons. Gene Ontology annotation, biological process: iron-sulfur cluster assembly.